This is a messenger RNA of Musa acuminata AAA Group (dessert banana), 2051 nucleotides long. RefSeq names its product protein Barley B recombinant. Bases 606 to 1592 code for a protein of 328 amino acids. The record is from RefSeq and is a predicted model, not a curated record. Lineage: Eukaryota; Viridiplantae; Streptophyta; Magnoliopsida; Zingiberales; Musaceae. Gene Ontology annotation, biological process: response to ethylene. Gene Ontology annotation, molecular function: DNA-binding transcription factor activity; sequence-specific DNA binding. Gene Ontology annotation, cellular component: nucleus. The transcript has 3 exons.
AUGAGAACGGGGAGGAGGGGGGUGGGGGAGCGAGUCCAAGUUGGUCUGCCAAAACAGGGGACCGUCCGACCACCUCUUGUUCCUUCUGGCCCCUGCUUCGAGUUUCCUCCCCUUUUCCAGUGUUAUCUCUCCUCAAUCCAAACGAAACACCUGCAUUUAUGAUGAUACCAACAUUUGGUUUACAAUUCUCGCCGUCUGGAUCGAUCAAAAGCCUAUCUUUUGCCCUCUCUGUCUUCCUCCCAUUUCUAGAGGGAGAGCUCCUCUCUCCCCCCUCUCUCUCUUCUGUGGUUUGUUUCUCUGUCCUUGCAAGUGAAAAAGAUUUUUCCUUUCCUUAGUUUUUCUACUAGAUUUUGCCCACUUGCGAACAUUUACAUUGCAAAGAUCUCAACUUGGGGCCUUAAAAGUCCGAUCUUUCCAUUUGCAUCCGGGGACGCAGACUGCUGGGUUCAUCGUUGCUUCCGUGGGGAGGUUGAUGGCAUUGAUGAGAUGAAUCCAAUGUGUCGUCCGAUGGGUUGAUCGAAUCGGUAUACAAGUUCGAAUUUUCUUGUUUGGUACAGUCAGCAAUUUCGUCGGACUUCUCCUCGGUUCUUCUGUCAUCCGCUUCCAUGGAUGACGAUGGUGGAUUGGGCAUCCGGAACUGGGGGUAUUAUGAGCCGUCGUCGAAGGGAAACCUUGGACUGCGGCUCAUGUCUUCCAUUGUGGAGCAGGAUGCCAAGCCCCUUUUGUCGAAUGCUGGGUUCAUUCGUCGGCACUGCAGCAUUCCGGAGCCAACAGCUCCAGUGGACUUUAUGAGUGAUGGAUGGUUUCACCAUAGCAACGACAAUAGCAAGAAUGACUAUGUGAGAGACGGGUUGAUGCGCCAUAGCAAUAACAAUAGCAAGAAUCUCCACAUUUUGCCAACGAGCCACCAACACCACCCAACUUAUAGCGUGCUCCCUGAACCCCCCACCAUCGAGAACGUCCAGAUGCUGCAACAUCUGGAGCCGCAGCCCAAGGAUGACAAGGUUCCAAUGGCAGAUGAGACCGUAGUUAGAAAUGAGUCUCCUUUGAAGAAGACGCCCAGGGGUCGUGUGCAGAAACCCCCAAAGACGAAGAAGCCUAAGAAAGUCACUGCACCAAAAGAUGAGGUUGCCAAUGGUUCAGCCUCACAUGGGAAGUCUGGAAGGAAGAGCACAGGCAUGGUCAUUAACGGGAUCAAUUUUGACAUGUCGAGGAUUCCAACUCCAGUCUGCUCUUGUACAGGAAAGCAACAACAGUGCUACCGAUGGGGAAUUGGAGGGUGGCAGUCAGCGUGCUGCACCACCAGUGUGUCAAUAUAUCCCCUUCCGAUGAGCACGAAGAGGCGGGGGGCACGCAUUGCUGGCCGAAAAAUGAGUCAGGGUGCAUUUAAGAAGGUGCUGGAGAAGCUGGCUGGAGAAGGGUACAACCUUUCUAAUCCAAUUGACUUAAGGACAUUCUGGGCUAAGCAUGGUACCAACAAGUUUGUGACUAUCAGGAAAAACAUUGGUAGACCUUGCUGUGAAGAACUUGUGCUCAAACAUUUUUGCACUGUGUUCUGUUAUAUCGAGAAGCUUAACCUAUUUUGCUUUUAAAGCAGACUAUGAUUGGUUUCCAUAUCUACAGAUAUCUAUGUUUCUAGUAUUGGUUUUAUCUUCAGUUUUGACAGUGGUUUUAGCCAUUCUGGUUAAGAUCUUACUUGUUUUAACUAAUACAGAUUGGGGAUUAUCAGUUUUAAUAGAAAUAUAUAUUUGAAGUUCACUUCAUCGAAAUAAGUAAUGAUCAACGUAGCCAGUAUUUGUGGCACGAGCAGUCUUGUUUGAUCCAUACUGGUGGCCAUGAUUGUUUUGGUUGUAACGAUUGAUCCAGACUCAACCCAAAACCAGAACUCGGUGAGAGUUUCAGAUUACGAACAUCCUUGUCAAUUAAAAUAAGCAUGGCCUAUUCAAAUCGGCACUGUCUGCAUAUGGUUUGAAGUCACACACACACACACACACACACACAUAUAUAUAUAUAUAUAUGUAUAUGUAUAUGUAUAUGUAUAUAUGUAUAUA